Mya arenaria is the source of this 4037-nucleotide messenger RNA. Its product is annotated as hemicentin-1-like. The record is from RefSeq and is a predicted model, not a curated record. Lineage: Eukaryota; Metazoa; Mollusca; Bivalvia; Myida; Myidae. The transcript is spliced from 17 exons. The coding region runs from base 136 to 3468 and encodes 1110 amino acids.
UAUCGAGUAGAUACAUACGUGAUAUUAUUAGCGCUUGUAAACAGCCUAUGUUGAGUUAAAGUCUUCCGGGUUCUCUUCCGGGUCUUCAGUGUGGUAUAAGUUUAAUAGAAAAAAACGUAAUAUAGCUAGAGAAACAUGGAUUAUGCUCGUGUAAGAUUGAAAUGUGUCAUAGUUGUGAUAUUAAAGCUCUAUUUCGUUAAUUGUCAAGAAUGCGAGAGACUUGUUUCAUUACCAGCCAAACAACCCGUGAUAAGGUUCGAUUUUGACUUUUCAAUACCUGAUUCAUAUGUUCGACUAGAAAAACCUAAUGGCAGUCCAAUCUUUCAAGCAUUUUGCGGCAGUAAAACAUGCUACAGUGCCGAGUACCUGAACAGCACCCUUGCCUCUACUGGCGACAUCGCCACUGGAAAGUUCCACAUCAAGCUCGACAGUUUUGGGGACGGACAGCAAGGAAACUACACAUUUAGGACUAGCGGUGGAGAAACGGUGUUGAAAUGCAUCAAAUUGUACUUGUUAGGGAAACCUCGCCCGCCAAGCAUACGCGCCAACAGAGAGCCGUACGAAGGCGGAACAGUGAUAUUGACCUGCCAUAGUAUAUCUACAACCGACCCCCCGGGACACGGUCUGGUUAUGAGUUACACUUGGACUAAGGAUGGCACGAAGGUGACAUCAGGAGGGAGGUUCAACCUGCUGCCCAAUACAGCCGCUACGUUGACCCUCACCAAGGUUCAACGAACUGAUGAGCUGUCACAGUUCACGUGCACGGCUACGGAGGAAAAGAGCCUGACAUCUGACAACAGCACGGCCUUUUAUCUCACUGUUUAUUAUGGUCCCGACAAUAUCGCCUUCAACUCGACCGGCAUUUCUCAAACCCUUAACGAAGGGGAUAGGUUUUCCCCGGUAGCGUGUCUGGCACACUGCAAGCCUUCCUGCACCUUCAGAUGGACAAAGGGUCAAACUUCUGUAAGCAACUCGGCUGUCCAAGACCUCGGAAACGUUGGAAGCGAUGACAUGGGAGAAUACAAGUGUACUGCUACACAUUCCGUCUAUACGACAUAUAAUGACACCAAGACCUACUCAGUCACUGUCAUACAUGGUCCAGACUCAAUUUCCAUAUUCCCGCUUACAUCCUCGUAUACAAGGACAGAGGGUGACAUUCAAGAAGAUAUUACCUGCUCCACAGUGUGUCACCCGGAAUGUGCGUACACUUGGUCCAAGGUCGGUACUUCCGGAGUGGUACGGAAUAAUUCAAUCUUAAAUCUUGAUCAGCUAACAAGACAAGAGGCAGGGUCGUAUAUUUGUUCUGCUACAAACCCGAUUUCAUCUGCAACAAGGAAUGGGUCAACUGUGGUUGUUGAGGUCAUAUAUGGUCCUGAUAAAAUGUUAUUAUCUCCUCCUACAACCUUGUAUAUGAAGACAAAGGGUGAAACCCUAGGAGACAUUACCUGUACAGCAAGUUGUCACCCGGAAUGUGCGUACACUUGGUCGAAAGUCGGCACUACAGGAACUGUACGGAACAAUGCAAUCUUAAAUCUUGUCCACCUACGAAGUGAAGAGGCAGGAUCAUACAUAUGUACCGCUACAAACCCAAGCACAUCCGCAACACAGAAUGGGCCGAUGGUGGAGGUGAAGGUCAUAUUCGGCCCGAAUACGGCGUCAAUAAGCCCAUCUGUGGUGAGUUACACAGUAAACGAGAAUCAGCCCAUCAUCACGAUAGUUUGUAGUGCCAGCUGCUAUCCAAGCUGCACAUAUAACUGGAGAAAGACGACACCCACCCCUUCCUCCGCGUCAAACAAUCACAACCUUGCACUUGGUGAGGUGACGAGGAAUGAGGCAGGAACCUACCAGUGUGAGGCAACGAAUCCUACAUCUAAUGAUAGGGCAGUCAGCGUAGUGGUGAACAUAAACGUCAGGUAUGGACCCGACACCGCUAUAUUGAGCGUAUCCUCUAAGUACACAGCUUCGGAAGGCGACACUCUCCUGAACGUAACCUGCUCUUCUGACUGCUGGCCGGGCUGUUCCCACACCUGGAGAAAUGUGACAAACAACGCUUUAAUGUCCUGGAAUGAAAGUCUGAGGUUUGUUUACGUCGAUCGCUUCAUGUCAGGCGAAUACAGAUGUGAUGUUGCCAAUAUAAACACGACCUUAACUAAAACAGCUAGAAGUGGAUUUCAGCUUCUUGUACAAUAUGCGCCUGAAGUGUCGAUCGUUCAAUCGGCGUCAUCUUUAACGGAAGGUUCACCGCUGAUCCUCACUUGCGCAGCCAAUGGUUAUCCACCCUUGUAUACAUUUACUGGCUUUAAACAGACGUUCGGAAAAACAGUGAUUCCAAACAACAACACAGAAAAAUCAGGCGUCCGGGAUAAUACUCUUGUUACGAUCGCUUCUCUGUCAUUGGAAGAUAAGGGUCUCUAUAUAUGCACGGUGCAUAAUAAUGUCAAAGACAUCGAUGGGAUUUUGAUUCAGUCUGCUGCGAAACGGAUAGAUGUCAAAGUUAAACCACAGAUAUUUCUUGCCGAAAAUCGUUUCGCAGGACAGACAAGAGGACAGGUGAACAUCUCAAUACCGAUCUAUAGCAAUCCUGUGGUAAAUGAUUAUGGUUUUCAACGAUAUGAUGGCUUCUAUGUAAAUGAAGAUGACAAAUACGAAUUUACAGACAACUAUGCUUCAAUCCAAACACAGUUUUAUGGCACAUCUGUUACUCUCCACGGACGUGUAUUGCAAAUGACUAUUAAAAACCUUACUAAAGAAGAUUUUGGAUCAUACACGUUUUGGCUAAAAAACGAAAUUGGGAGCACGUCUGUAGCUGUAAACGUGAGUGUAAGAAGCAUACCUUCACUACCAGUACAGUUAUAUAUAACUGUCGUGGACAAUGUGCCAGUCUUUGAAUGGAGGAAAGGAUUUAACGGUGGCUUUGUACAAACAUUUUUGCUGCAAACCUCGCCUACAUGGAAUGAAAAGUUGUGGACUAAUCGCACUUCUAUAAUAGAAACUGAUACCGUCUACUUAAGUGCGACAGGUUUGUAUCGGGUCAAUAUAACAGGAUUAGAAGUUGGACAUUUUGUGGCCAGACUUACGGCAUACAACAAACUCGGUUAUGCGGAUCCUGUAAAGUUUCCACCCUUCGAGAUCAUAAAAAUAUCGGGAAAAGAAGACGUAACUCCAAACAAUGCUCCUGUUAUUGGCGGAUUUGUUGGUGGAAGUCUUGUGGUAGUUGUUGCUGUUAUCGUCCUUGUGUUCGUUCUGAAACGAAAGUACUCAUUGAACUGUUCCUGUAACAUGUCCGUUUCGACGAAAGAAGUUGUUGAUUCAGCUCAAACUGGCCAUGACGCCGACGACCCAGGAAAUGACGCUGCAGUAACGUACGAAGUUAUGUCAACGAAAAACGAGACGCCAGUUUACGUUGCUCUAAGUAGAUGUUGGAAACAAUGUACCCGACAAUUCGCACUUGUACACGUCGUUGGAUGAUUCCAAGCCAAAGUCACAUAUUUACUACGAGAAUACUAAGAGAGAGUAUCCCGUCUACAACAAUUCAGGGACGAAAAACACAGUACAGACAGUGCUUUGAGUUGUCAAAUAACUGGAGCUCAUACGAGAAAUUAUCUGCAUUUUCUUAUACCUAUCUUAACCUGGAAUUUAUAUUCUGAUAAUUAAAUGUAUUUAAUAAGGAAUAUGUACUGAUAUACAUAAUUAACUAUAAGGGAAGUAAGUUAGCUUUAUGACAAACCUUUACGAAAUAUAUCACAAUAAACCGUUUGAUUUGUUAUUUUUAUUGACGUUCAUGUUAAAUAAAACCAAUCAGUUGUGGACGUUAACCUGUCUGGUAAUCCUCAUUCAGAAUAUAACAAUUUUAAUAUUUGCCUUAUAUUUGAUUAAUACAAAUAACAUAACUGUUCAUAUUUGGUGUAUUCGUUGUUUUAUUUUAAUAAUGAAAGGCUUAUUAGAUAAAUGGUGAAAUAAAGACAUUUUUUCAAAAUAUGUAGAGUACGAUGUAUAUCUGCUAUGUUAUACCAAACCAAUAAUAAACAAAAAAACUA